Messenger RNA from Hylaeus volcanicus, 6953 nucleotides. RefSeq names its product leucine-rich repeat-containing protein 24-like. Gene Ontology annotation, molecular function: protein binding. Bases 1623 to 3794 code for a protein of 723 amino acids. Lineage: Eukaryota; Metazoa; Arthropoda; Insecta; Hymenoptera; Colletidae. The transcript has 5 exons. The record is from RefSeq and is a predicted model, not a curated record.
AAAGCCACGUUUGAAUUGUAAUAUACAUUUAUUUACAUGUAUAUUUAUUGAAUUAUGUAGGUAGGAUUUUGUUCCACAACCUUUCCACCUUUUAAGGGACGUACAUAUAUAUGUUAUUUGUUUUCAGCCAUUUCGACAUAUUCAGACCUGCACCACCUAUCAAAAAUCGGCAUGGACUUUCCGGAAAACCCAAUAUUUGGUCAGUUUAUUUUUUUUUUUCAAGGAAAACGGUUCGUUGAACGAGAGUCGAGUACUAAAAUAAGUAAAUUGAAGAAUGGAAAACCGUAGAUUCUUAAAAUUCCUGCUGAAUCGAUUCCGCAUCGAUUCGGUUGCACCUAUACUAUCCAAAACGGAUCGAAUCGUACGAACGCACGCACGGCCUAGAUUUAUACGAUGCUUUUACUAGUGCAUUUAUAUUUAACAAAGGUAUGUAUCCGAACAAGUAUUAAUUGCGCGAACAUGAGAACGUAGACGCGUGUCACGUAGACGCAAGAAGAAAGACUAAAGGAUUGCCGCGAUGUUAACUACGCGUCACCUUUCCGGUGUGCAACGAUUGCCGCGAAAUUCGAUUCUUAUCGAUUUGCGAAGAGAAUUCGCAAAAGUUAAGAAACAAAGAACGGAGAGCGAGGGAGCGUGUACGCGUAGGGGUGGGACCGACGGUUUCUUCGUCUGUCUCCCUCCCAUUCCAUCGCCCUACGGCCUAGUCGGAGAAGGGUGGCUCUACCAACCAGCCAGCCAAUCCCCACCCUUUGCUUCGUCCCGCCGGUAGCGCCGCCAGUGGCAGCCGUCUCAAUCGCUCCGCCGGGUGGUCUCAGUCGUUCUCUGUCUGUCGCGCGCGUUCGUUGGUGGUCGGGGUGUUGUCGAAAGGGUGGAGGUGUCGGGCGCCAGUCGCUACGCGGACGUUGAGCUCGGGAUUUCCGUGGUCCUCGCGAGACUUUUUCUCCCUCGUCACGAUCGCUGGAACGUUCGCGUCUCGCCGCCUGUGUGUUUGUUUUCGCGAACGGCCGCGCUCGCCUCGCUCUUCUUUUUGUCUCUUUCUUGCCCAUCACCGUUCGAACGUCAACGAAACCGAAGAACGACCUCUGUGCUCCGAACGGUCGCGUGUGCUCGCGUAAUCGCGAUCCUUGUGGCGGUUCAAACGAGUGUCGUGAGACCGAGAGGAGAGAAUCGGAUCGGAUUGGAGUGGAUUGCCGGCGCUCGUGGUUCCUGUAGUUCCCUUAAGGAUACUUCGACCUGUGCAGCGCUCGACGGACCUCGGAUAUCGAUGCGUCGCCGAUCGGUACCAUUCACGAGGAAAUCACGACGGUUGCAGAGAUGAUCGGAUAGGCGUACUACCAAACCUCGGUUUCAAAGCGACGCGUAACGAUGCUUGGAUUCGACCACGUGAACUACAGUCUGACGUAACGAAUCGGGCCUCCCGACGGACGAGUAACGAAGCGUGGCCCGCUCUCCAGGGUGGGAAUCGACGAUCGAGCGCCUCGGCUUGAUGACCCCGCCAGAAUUCCUUCGGAGAGCGGUCGAGCGGGAAGAACGUCGGCGUAGAAAUAGGAGCAGACGGUGCGAGAAUGUUGAAGAUGCGAUAGAACUAAAAGAAAGUAACGAGAGGUCGAGAACGAGGCACCAUGUGCCCGAGCGUGCGGGCCUGGUGGCGGAGAGGGGCGCUUCUCGGGAUGAUGAUGCUGUUAACGUGGAGCUCGACGGUGGAGAGCUGUCCUUCUCUGUGCACGUGCAAAUGGAAAAGCGGAAAAGAAUGGGUGGAGUGCGCGAACCGUAACCUAAAAGGACUCCCGCAGGGCGCCCGAGAGGAGACGCAGGUGUUGGAUCUGUCCGACAAUCAUCUGGUCAGUCUACCGACGGAGUGCUUCCACGCCCUCGGCUUGAUAAAUCUGCAGCGACUCUAUCUAGCCAGAUCGCACAUCAGCCACAUAGCGUCGAGGGCGUUCGUUGGUUUGAUGGGGUUGGUGGAGCUCGAUCUAUCGGAGAACCUGAUCGAGGAGGUGCCGACCGAGACCUUCCCGUUCUACACGAAUCUGAUGAAGUUGCUGCUGAACGGAAAUCCCAUACGGGAGAUUCGCCGCGGGGCCUUUCAGCAUCUGCCACACCUGACGAAUCUGGAAAUGAGCCAGUGCCGACUGGAGACCAUGGAGCGCUCCGCGUUCGACGGUCUCCACCAGCUCGAGUGGCUUCGAUUGGAUGGGAAUCGGUUGACUCGCGUUCCCGAGCUGACGCUGCCACUCGGCGGCAACCUUCGAGGUCUCACCUUGCACAACAAUCCCUGGAUAUGCGAUUGCCGUUUGCGCGCCACCCAGACCUGGCUCAACGAGUCAGCGCCAGCGGCCCCGCAGGAGUCCGAGCCCGUCUGCGACGCACCCCCGAGACUCCACGGGAAACAGAUCAAGACCGUCAAGCCGAACGAGCUGGCCUGCCUGCCGCGAAUCGACCUACAGGAACGACUCGAGGCCUACGAAGGGGACAACGUCACCCUCAGAUGCGACGUCUACGCCGUCCCGGCCGCUAAGCUCACUUGGUGGUUCAACGGGGAGCCUUGCGAGCUGCGCAACGAGAACAAUUCGCUAUUGAAUCCUUCUACCAGCUUCCCACGAUACAUCUAUAGAGAACGAGGCGACACCAAUAUGAGCAGCACCCUUUUGAUCUACUCCGUGGAAUCGUUGAACGAGGGCACGUACACCUGCAUAGCGGAAAACGGAGCAGGCACGGCAAAGUCGAAUCUAUCUUUGCGGGUGCUUUUCCAAGAGAAGGUGACUUCGGAGCCGCCGAGCGAUCGUUCGAGAUCGGGAUACAUCGUGGCCGUGGCAACGGGAGCUCUGGUAGUGACGCUGUUCGCACUCGGUUCCCUGAUAGGCAGCAUCGUGUUCUGCGUACGAAAACGUCGUCGCGACCGGAAGAGAAACUCGAAGGCUCUGGUCUCGCAGAACAAGUCCGUGAUGCCGAUUACCAAGGACACGGUGACCAGCCUGCAGUGCAGGAAGGGGAACGGGAGCCUGAUAGGGCUGGAGCACCAGCAGAUAGUCUCGUAUACCGAGAGAGAGAUGAGCAGAGCGGCGACUCUCGAGCGGAGAGAACAUAGAAGCGUGGACGAGCCUUACCGCAGCCCUGUCUCCAAGUACUUGACGGAGCCGGACUUGAUAAACGAGGUCCCCGAGACUACCGACGUGGGCUACGGUCAGCUGUACCGUCAUCAGCCGGGAGACAGACAAAUCCUCGAGUACGACUCGGGGUACCCGCUACAGCCCGACCUUCGUCCAUCGAACAUACCGCAGCUGAGCUAUCUCGAUCAAGAUGGCUACCCUUUGAACUUUGGUCUACCCAAACUACCGUUCAGUGCCGCGAGCACUCUGCCGCGCUUGAGACAGAGAAUGGCCGAGGGUUCCGCGGUGGCGCCGCCCGCCCGUUACUCCAGGGAGGCGGAGUUUCUCGCCAGAUCGCCCGGAUACGACCCGGUGUUGCCGAGGACCGACGCCAGAUACACCGCCGAGGGAUAUCCUUAUCCCACUCAACAGCAACCGCAGAUUCAGCCCGUCGAGCAACCGAUUCAACAACAAUUGCCCGUUUCCCCGGUCUCUCCGGUCCCCGUGUACCCCGAGGUGCCGUUUAUUCCUUCGCCGCCAGCCGCGUACAGAGGCGAAACGACGCCUCUCUCUCCCAGAUCGUUGCUCAGUAAAACGGCUCGCGAAGCUGCCGCCGCCGCCGCGGCCAGAGCGGAAGAGCUCCAGCCCCCGCACCAUCCGGAAAGUCCCGACGAGGGAUACGUCGGCGACGCGAUGGACGUUUAAAUCGCGUUACGUCGUCCGACGAGUUUUCAUCGAUCGAUACGCGUGUGCGACGAGAUGCAUCCGAGUACUUUGUUCCGAUAACGAUUCGCGAACAACUAAACUCGACUUUGUGAAUCGCGUCGAGUGUAUCCGUUCUCGCCGAUCCUGUUUCAGGUAGCGAAUCGAUUACGAGACACCUUUUCUUCAGGAAGGGGACGAAGAACUUGUUGUCGUUGAUCGAUCGAAACGAGGGGCUCCGUCAGUGUCGGUGAUUCGGACAAAUUAAUUCGAGGAAAACAAGUUCCGAGACAUGAUUGGCGGAACAAGAACCUCGGGACAGAUGGAGAACGACGUCGUCGUCGUCGUCGUCGUCGUGAUCCGACCGAAUGGAUAUCAGACGUCGGUCGUACGACCAAAGUGCCCGUUGAGCAGGAACAAAAGGAGCCGACCUAGUAGUCGGGAGACGUAAUGGAUUAAUCAGGUGCCAGGCUUCCCGGAAGUCCCGAACCGCGUGUCUACGGAUAAUAAUUUCUUGUCAGAGUCAGGCCAGCGUAUUCGAAGGACCGACAGUGCCGCCGCUAAUCAAAUCACAGCCCCUCUUCGGAAGGGGAACGAGAAACGACGCGUUUUCCAUCCUCUCGUCGUUUCGAUCGAGAUCGUUGAAUCCUCUCUACUCGGAGAAUUCUGUAGGAAAUCUAGAUUUACUUAUUCGACCAGUGUACAAGCGAAAUUCGGCGAACUCGGAGGGAAUCGGCGAUCGUAGCAAUUUGUAAACGCGAGGAAGCUACCGAGUACCGAGUAACCGCACGGCGGGAUUCAGAAAUCCCCGCGAAUUUCGCGAACAACGUGGAACAGCGAUUGUUUAACGCCCCCGCGAGUCCGAAACGAAUAUCCGGAUUGGAAGCGUCAAAAAAUCCGGGACUUCGUGACUGGAAGAUAAUUUUCGAGAAGCUUCCGGUUGUACUCUCUCUCUCUCACACACACACACACACACACACUUUCUUCACAGGUUAGACACUCUAACGCUCGAAAUGGAAUCUUCCGAAACGAGGAAUUCGCAGGAAGAGAGAAACUUCGAAAAAUGUCUAGAGAGUUGUAGUCGUUUCGAGCCACCGAAAUCGAAACGAAAAUUCAUCCGCGACACGGAGGACAGAAAUCGAUACCUUUGCGCUCGUAAUCGCGUCUCGGGUCGAUUAGGAAUUUACGCGUAAGAUUUUAAGUACGCAUACGAUUUUAACCCUUUCCACUCGAAAGGUGACUCUCAGGUUUCACGCAGCAAAUCUGCAAAUACCUAACGUUUCGUUUAGGUUUCAUUUCUUCGGAGCUCGAAGUGUCGAUAAAAUGAUUGUCGGCGAGGUAAAGAUGACUUUAUUCUCGAAUCUAAAUAGCUUAGAAUUCGUGGCGAUAGAAUGCUAAAAAACGUCUCGAGUUGCUGGCAGAUACCAGAAAAAAAGGCCUCGAGUGCAAAGGGUUAAGACUCCUAUGGAGUCGUUGAGAACUAACGAUCGUAUUCCUUACGCGAGUCGGAUAUCGAUCGUUCGCGAACGAACGAAAUAUCGGUUCCAGCGACCGAGAACGCGCGUAUUUUUGCGUUACGAGCGGAAAGUACGAGAGAGGCAGACAACGAAGAGAAGUAGACGUAAAUAAAAGGAGAAAGAAGCGAGGAUACGCAUCGUUCGUCGUUUACGAGUCGCGACAGGGACUCGCGUGAUUAUCUGCUCAAGCUCAACACGCAACACCAAUCCUGACUCCCAACAACUCCACUCGUUCCCUCGAUUACUCCACUUUUUAGGCUAACCAAUUAUAUCGUUAUUAAAGUUUACUGCUCGUCGGUUUCAGGAGAAACGGACUCUCUAUCGUGUCUGGAAAGUUCCGACGGAAGGUUGUAGCUGUUCCGCCGUAGCGAUAAUAACGUUAACUCGGUGUUUAAGACUGGUGAACUGUGCGAGAUUACGAGCCAGCUAGGUUGGUACUUAACCUGAUGUACAGAACUGUUAAAUAUACAUAUAUACAUACAUACACAUACACGCGCAUAUAUUUAUACAUACAUGUAUACAUAUGUAUAUGCAUGCGUAUAUGAAUAUAUUCAUGUAUACGGAUAUGUAUAUAAUUUCGAACCCGACUCGCCGAGACACGAUAGUGUCACGCGUGCAACGCAUACGGAUAUAAAUACGUGGACACGAUCGGAACACUCGAAAACAGGUGAAAGUAGAUAUUUUUUAAAGGUGUCUUCGAGUCUACCACCGCCCGCGAUCAAACGCUGUGUACAGUAAAGUCUCCUUAACAGCACGAGCUCGGGACUGAACUUGUGCGUUCAUCGUAGAGUUCGUAUAUUUUCUGACGGUUGCCGACGAGCAUCGAACGUAAAGAAGGACCAGCGAAUAAAGAAGAAAACGGUACGAAAACAUCAGGGUAUAUCCGAUCCCGGAGCAUGUUACACUACUCGGCGAUCGAACUCCCGCGACCCCUCAAGGGGUAUACUCCUAUGGCGAGGAUGGUUUCUGUGCGUUUAAGGAGACUUUACUGUAAUCCAUUAUCGAACCUGCGUACUCGCGUAGCCGUUGUCUAACAGAGUUUUAAGCGCGCGAUGACGUCCGGUUGCACCGUGAGAACCGGUGAAGCCUGAAUUCCGUAAGUGAUCAUCUCGAAGAGUAAACCUUUGCCUUUCAUUUACAAUGAUACGUCGAGGAGUCUCGUUGCCUCCGAUUCGCAACAUCGACCGCUCGGCCUUUUCCUCGAUCGAUCGAAACGCGAACACCCGAGCAAAGUCAGCUCUUCGAAUUUCUCUUUCAGCUCUUCGAAUUUCUCUUGUCCCGUCGCCGUGUCUCCAUGGCGUUUUGCGCGCACAUCGAUACCCCCCGAUUUACGUAUUUAGCGUAGACGUUGAAUAGAUCGAUCGGGUAUUCGCGACCUUCGCGACUCAAGCCUACGUCCUGGCACUGUUCGAUUUUUUCGGCUGUGAACGAUGUUACACAGGGUGCCUCGAGAAUGUUGGAGAUCCUGGAAAGGGGUGAUUCGGGAGGUGAUUCGAAACAAGUUUUUUCUUAGCGAAAAUGUCUGAGGAUUCGUUAAGGAGAUAUUAACAGAAAAUGCCAGCGGUGCGUAAGCUACGUGCGCUAGAUAGCCGCAGUAGAAUAGGCUGCGCGCUAGUCAGCCACAGUAGCACAGCCUACGCGCUAG